AUGGCAACCGCAAGCCGCCUGCGGAGCCUGAUGAGGCCAUCCGCCCCCGUCGCGACGCGAAUCCAGCCCGGCAUGCUCGCCAAGGCGCCCUUCUCCUCCAGCGCCGCGCUCGCCGCCGUGAACGCCCCGGUCAUAAAGAGCCGGCGAGACCUGCCGUCGAAGCAGAAGCUGGUGUCGAAGCGGAAGACGGCCAUUGCGCCCGUCAAGAAGCCCAAGCCGGGCGAGCGCAAGGCGUUUCGCAAGCGCAUCCAGCUGAGCAACAACGGCGCCCUGCCCGUUGCGGGGCUCGGCGAGCUGGAGCCCCGGACCAUGGCGAGUGCCGAGAGCCAGGGCAAGAUGUUCGCCAUCCCGGACAAGGUGGUGGACCAGCUGAGGGCGUUGGAGGCCUUCAAGACGACACAGAUGUGGAGCCUGUUCCGCCGGCCGCACGUCCUCGUGCGCAACGAGACGGCUGAGCUGGUUGGCAGGUUAGAGGCCGCCAAGGAGAAAAAGGAGGCCUUGAAAUGCGUGCUGACGGGGAGCCGGCUGUCUGGCAAGAGCCUGGUCCUGCUGCAAGCCAUAUCCCAUGCUCUGCUGAACGAGUGGGUUGUGAUAAACAUACCCGAGGGCCAGGACCUCACCAACGGAAACACCGAAUACUCCCCCAUCGCCAACACCGAGCCCAUGCAGUUCGCCCAACCCGUGUACUGCAUCAAGCUCAUGCAAAACAUAUACAAGGCGAACAGAGCCGUCCUGGAGAAGCUGCCCUCGCAGCGGGACUGGACUCAGACAAUUGGCGGUCUCAGUCAGAGCGCCACGCUCGCCGACCUGGCCCAGGGCGCCAAGGAGAGCGAGUACGCUUGGCCGACGCUGCACGCUCUGUGGACGGAGCUGACGCUUCCCGGCCGCCCGCCUGUGCUGUUUGGCCUCGACGGCCUCGCGCACAUUAACAAGCUGAGCGACUACCGCGACCCGUCCUUCAACCCCGUCCACGCCCACGACCUCAGCCUCAUCCGCAUCUUCGUGGACGCCCUGUCGGGCAAGACGCAGCUCCCCAACGGCGGUGCCAUCCUCGCCGCUACCUCGGAAAACAACACGCAGCGCCACCCGUCGCAGGAGCUCGCCCUUGCGCAGCUCGAGGCCGGCCAAGCCGGCGCCGAGGUCCCUCGGCCCGACCCCUUUGAGCGCGGCUACGACGACCGCGUGUACGACGCGCUCAAGAACACGCACGUGCUGCGCGUGGGCGGCGCUUCCAAGGACGAGAGCCGCGCCCUCAUGGAGUAUUGGGGCGCCAGCGGGCUCUUUAAGGACGUCGUCGACGCCGAGACUGUGUGCCAGAAGUGGGCGCUGGCGGGGCACGGCAUCGUCGGCGAGAUGGAGAGGGCGUCGCUCAUGACGAUGCGCAUGUAG
Messenger RNA from Hirsutella rhossiliensis, 1389 nucleotides. RefSeq names its product mitochondrial ribosomal death-associated protein. The record is from RefSeq and is a predicted model, not a curated record. The transcript is spliced from 2 exons. Gene Ontology annotation, molecular function: structural constituent of ribosome. Gene Ontology annotation, cellular component: mitochondrial small ribosomal subunit. Bases 1 to 1389 code for a protein of 462 amino acids. NCBI's taxonomy places the organism in Eukaryota, Fungi, Ascomycota, Sordariomycetes, Hypocreales, Ophiocordycipitaceae.